This is a messenger RNA of Centruroides sculpturatus (bark scorpion), 759 nucleotides long. Its product is annotated as KRAB-A domain-containing protein 2-like. The record is from RefSeq and is a predicted model, not a curated record. Gene Ontology annotation, molecular function: nucleic acid binding. Lineage: Eukaryota; Metazoa; Arthropoda; Arachnida; Scorpiones; Buthidae. The coding region runs from base 1 to 759 and encodes 252 amino acids. Gene Ontology annotation, biological process: DNA integration. The transcript has a single exon.
AUGAUUAUCAAAAUAAUUGCUUUGAAUACAGGACAAAAUCAGACUCAAACUGAAUUUGUGUGUGAAGAACAGUUCAAUGAAACUAUCAGAAUGUGUUUGAGUGAGUGGCAUGAUAAAGAAAAACCGUUGUGGACUCUUGAAAGAAUAGAAGAAGCUAUCACAGCCAUUGAACAAUUUAAAUUAGCACCAGUACUUAAGUUUCAACCAACAAAUAAACAGUAUUACUAUGGAAAAAAAUACGAUCUAAUGGAAGUAGGUACUAAAAAAUCUUUGAUUUUGAAGAGAAAGUCUGACUCUGAUCCAGUUGUGAAAAUAGUGCCUGCAGGAAAAUUUUAUCAUAUACUUCGGGAAACUCAUCAGUCAACUGGUCACGGAGACAGAGAUAAAAUGCUGUACAGUUUGAAAUUGCAAUACUUUAUACCCACCUCGGUUAUUCUGGAGUUUUUGAAACUGUGCACGGUAUGUCAGUCUAAAAAAUUUCCAAGAAAAGGAAUCAUCGUUUGCCCAAUUGUGUCCUGUGACUUUAACCAUUAUUGUCAAGUGGAUUUAGUUGACUUGCAGUCAACCCCAGUCAGAAAUUACAAAUGGCUAUUACAUUACCAGGAUCAUGCAAUGAAAUUCAGCUUUCUGUGGCCGUUUACUUUGAAAAGAGCAGCUGAAGUAGCAAUGGAGCUAUUAAAAAUCUUUCUGGAAGUAGGUUGUCCUCAUAUAUUGCAAAGUGACAACAGCCAUCAGUUUACGGUGUCAUACAAGAAUUGA